Messenger RNA from Lethenteron reissneri (Far Eastern brook lamprey), 2795 nucleotides. RefSeq names its product lysine acetyltransferase 14 (gene KAT14). NCBI's taxonomy places the organism in Eukaryota, Metazoa, Chordata, Hyperoartia, Petromyzontiformes, Petromyzontidae. Gene Ontology annotation, molecular function: histone acetyltransferase activity. The record is from RefSeq and is a predicted model, not a curated record.
AAACCUCAUUGACACGUUGGUGUGUGUAUGUGCACGAGUUGUCCGCAUCACUUAAAUGACGGAUAUGAAGAAGACUAAAGACUUAACUGUUGAAGCGGCCGAGGCUAAAGUGGACAGUGACAUGGUCAGGACUGUCACCAGCCCAAAGGGUGAGGGUGAUACUCCUGCGGACUGCAGUGGUGGCGCGUCCAUGGCUGUUGAGACCAGCUCGGUGGAAGAUUCUGGUGCAGCGAGCGGGACCCUGCCGGGCAAGAGACAGCCCCCGGGAGGCACCAGCGUUGUUGGCGCGGAGCCGUCGGACGGAGAGGAUGGGAGUUCUAUGCUGGAAGAGGGGGAGGUGGCAUGGGCCGAGGAGUUGGCCUACCACUGUCAGAGCUGCCAGAAGUGGACUGUGGCGAGUCAGCUGAAAGGCGAUCCACCCAGUCACCUGAAGGGAGACAACUUCUUCAAGUUCUGCUGUGUUGACUGCUCGCCAGAUGGACGAGAGACCUUUGAGAGAAUGAAACUGACCUGGCAACAGGUUGUGAUGCUGGCUAUGUACAAUCUGUCACUGGAAGGUAGUGGCCGUCAAGGCUUCUUCCGUUGGAAGGAAGACAUUUGUGCGAUCAUCGACAAGUACUGGACCCUUCUCUUGGGAAACAGGAAGAAGACGAGCACGUGGUGGAGCACGGUGGCCGGCUGCCUCUCGGUCGGCUCGCCCAUGCACUUCCGCUCGGGGGCGCAGCAGUUCGGAGAGCCGGGAUGGUGGAAGCUGGCGCGCACCAAGCCUCCCUCGCUCCGGCCAGAACUGGAGAGCGUCCCUGCGCCUGGCGGGCAGCGUGGCCGAGGUGCUAGCAAGCAGAGCGCGGAGCCGGCGGCACGCGUGGACAGCCUGCGCAAGCGUUCGGCUCGCAACGCCGUCGAGUCUGCCAUGGAGCUCAAGGAGAAGCGACUGCGCACUACCGAGGCCAAGGACAUGCGACGGGCCCAGCGCGAGGGUGCCGUCUCCCCGACCUCCAUCCCGCCGGCCCGCGCCACCCCACGCUCCCGACGUGCCGGCGGCUCGGCCGUCUCCUCCGAGGGCGGCGGAGGCGGCGUCGGCGGCGGCGGCGGCGGCGGCGGUGCCACCGUGGGGUUGGAGCGCGGCGAGGUUCUGGACCACUCUUCGCUGCUCUCGUGCGACAGCGCCGGGGUCGGCGGUGGGGGCAGCAGCACGACGCCGUUCGGCAGCCCAGCGCCAUCCCCGGGGCCAGAGCUGUCAUCGUCGUCGGCGCCGGGCACGCCCCGCUCGCACGCGGCGACGCCGAGCCUCUUCUCGGCGGCCGACCUCGUGCCAGACGUGAUGCCCCCACAGGCGCUACUGCACGGGGACGACGAGGACAUGGAGCUGGACGCCGUCAUCGACCCGGGCGUGGAGUUCGUUCCCACCGUGAAGCCCGUGGCGCUGCGCCUCGCCGAGGAGGGUGGAGCCGUCAGGGUGGAGCGCGUGCGUGAGCCCGAGCUGGAGCCCAAGACAGAGGUGGAGGCCGAGGAGGAGGAGGAGGACGCGGCGGCGGCGGUGGCGGGGAAGCCGCACGGCGACACUCCGGCGGCCGUCGCCGUGGCGCGCGCAAGGGAGCACACCAAGGUGGAGCGCGAGGAUGAACCCGCACCCGCUCCCAGAAUGAUUUCGCUGAGCCUGUACGAGGAGAAGCUUCUGCUGCGCAGCCUCACCGGCUUCCCACGCGCGCUGGCCGCGAGCUCGGAGGCGCGUCGCCUGCGGCGCAAGCUGCUCGUGCGCCAGGCCAAGCGGGAGCGCGGGCUGCCGCUCUUCGACCUGGACCGCGCCGUCGAGAGGGCGCUGGCGCUUGUGCUGACGGGCGAUGGACGCGAGGAGGCCCCGACCUGCCAGGAGGUGGCGCUCUCUGCCGCCGGCCUGCACGUCUACCGCACGACGAGCAGCGACUUCCGCGUGCUCGAUCGCUACCAGACAAGUUUCCCGGCGCUGCAGGUGUGGCGGCAGGAGCCCACGCACUUCCUGCAGCGCCUCGUUGGCAGCGGCGACGCUUUCCUGAACCGCAGCAUCAUCAGCCCUUACACGUCACGUGUGCUCAAACCAUACAUCAGGCGAGACAUUGAGUCGAAGCCCCUCAAGGUGAAGCUCCUGGCAGAGAUCAGGGCGUUCCCUCAUCGCCACGACCCCACGUGGACCCCUGAGCCGGACGUGCCCAUCGACUACUGCUACGUGCGACCCAACCACAUCCCCACCAUCAACUCCAUGUGCCGCCAAUUCUUCUGGCCCGGCAUAGACCUGUCCGAGUGCCUGCAGUACCCGGACUUCAGCGUUGUGGUCCUCUACAAGAAAGUGAUCGUUGGGUUUGGCUUCAUGGUUCCCGACGUCAAGUACAACGAGGCGUACGUGUCCUUCCUGCUGGUGCACCCAGAGUGGCGCGGCGCUGGCAUCGGCACGUUCAUGAUCUACCACCUCAUACAGACAUGCAUGGGUAAGGACAUCACCCUGCACGUAUCGGCCAGCAACCCUGCCAUGCUGCUGUACCAGCGGUUUGGCUUCAAGGCCGAGGAGUACAUCCUGGACUUCUACGACAAGUACUACCCACUGGACAGCAAAGAGUGCAAGCAUGCCUUCCUGCUGCGCCUGCGCAGAUGACCGCGCCGCUCGUCGACUCAAUGUUUGUGUGCGAGGGUCGAAUUUGUCUUUUGCGUGCAGCUUGGUGUGUGGCCCCCCUUUAGUAUGUAUGGAAGGUCAGUUUACUUGAGAUGUGUAUAUAGUUUUCAUAGACUCACACUUGUGUAGAAUAUGACUUUGUUAUUUGCAA